Aphis gossypii (cotton aphid) is the source of this 940-nucleotide messenger RNA. Its product is annotated as histone H1-like. Gene Ontology annotation, cellular component: nucleus; nucleosome. Gene Ontology annotation, biological process: negative regulation of DNA recombination; nucleosome assembly; chromosome condensation. Gene Ontology annotation, molecular function: nucleosomal DNA binding; double-stranded DNA binding; structural constituent of chromatin. Lineage: Eukaryota; Metazoa; Arthropoda; Insecta; Hemiptera; Aphididae. The record is from RefSeq and is a predicted model, not a curated record. Bases 135 to 851 code for a protein of 238 amino acids. The transcript has a single exon.
AAGUCCUAGAACACCUUAUUUAUUCUAGUUCUUAAUGAUUUAUUGUUAAUUAUUAUUUUUCAUUUAUUAAUAUUAAUUGUUUGUUGUUUACUUUUUGAUUGUUUUUUUUCAUUAUAUAAUAUUUACCAGUAAACAUGACGGAAUCUGAAGAUUCGGUGUCCACCAACGCUUCACCAACUUCAUCACCUGCUUCCUCACCUGCUUCCUCACUUGCUUCCUCACCGACCACUUUGCCUAAGUCACCUGUUAAAAAGAAAGAAGUGGCCGUCACCGUCCAGAAGCCCACCCUGGCACAUCCGUCUACUGCUGUUAUGGUGACCACGGCUAUUAAAACUUUGAAUGAUAAAAAAGGUUCCACUCUGCAAUCUAUCAAGAAAUACUUGGCCUCAAAUUAUCAAGUGAAUUUGACCAAGUUUUCGCCAUUCAUCUGUAAGUAUUUGAAAACGGCCGUCGCGAAGGGCAAUUUGAUUCAGACGAAAGGCUCCGGUGCCUUGGGUAACUUCAAACUGCCGAUUCAAGUGAAAAAACCCGCCGUGAAGAAAAAGAAAGCAGUAAUUGUCGCCGUCCCUGCUGUAACUAAGAAGAAACCGGAUGCAAAAAAAACAACAGCUGUUAAGACAGCGACGUCUGGCAAGCGAAAUUCUAUCGAGGGAACAAAAUUGAAUGCUAAGAAAUCUAAAAAAGUAACAACGUCUGUUGUCAAACCGAAAUCCAAAACAGUGAAGAAGGUAGUUACCAAGAAUUCUCCAACUAAACCAAAAAAGGUAGGAUCAGCGGCCAUAAAAUCAAAAACUUCAAAAGUUGUGGUGAAAAAGACUCCAGUAAAAAAAGCAGCACCCAAAAAGAAAUAGACCAAGUUAGUUAAUUAUACCUACCUAUUAUAAUGUAAAAAAUAUUGAAUGUAACAAUUUUUAAAAAGGUCCUUAUCAGGACCAUCAAA